Molecule: messenger RNA, 2631 nt
Organism: Eublepharis macularius
Lineage: Eukaryota; Metazoa; Chordata; Lepidosauria; Squamata; Eublepharidae
Product: vomeronasal type-2 receptor 26-like
Exons: 7
Coding region: 1-2631 (876 amino acids)
Biological process (GO): G protein-coupled receptor signaling pathway
Cellular component (GO): membrane
Molecular function (GO): G protein-coupled receptor activity
Source: RefSeq, a predicted model, not a curated record
AUGGUUCUAUACAGGGAGGGACUCAAUGUCCUCUAUUUGGCCGAUGGGGGCCUGACUCAGCCCCGACCGUACGCCUGGCGGAAUAGCUCCAUCUUACAGGCCCGGCGGAAGGAUAGCAGAUCUUGUCGAGCCCUGGUCUCAUUUGACAGAGCGUUCCACCAGGGAAGAAGAUUAAUGAGGCCAUUUGCCCAGAAAUUACACGAGAAUGGCAUUCUCUUUUCCUGGGGAUAUCCAACUACUAUUCUGAUCUACAGAGAUGGCAAACUUCUGAGAGCCAGGAAUCCACCAAAAGCUGAGAAACUACUUCAAAGACUUAAAAUAGAAUAUACAGCUCAAGAGGAUGAUGAAGAGGAAGAGCAAGAAGAAGAAGAGCAAGAAAUGGACCCACAUGAGAACUUCAAGACAAUCCCCCAAAAUUUCAGUCGCUAUCCAUACGCGCCAGUGAGAAAGAACUAUCAGCAUUUCUUGGCCUUCAUUUUUGCUGUUGAUGAGAUCAAUAAGGAUCCCAAACUUUUACCCAAUAUUACUCUGGGGUUCCAGAUCUAUGAUAACAUCUACCAAAAUAAAUUAAACUAUGGUAUCACUUUGUCCUUGCUGUCUACACAAAAAGAAAGCAUCCCUAAUUUCAAAUGUGGAAGACAACACAAGAAGUCAGCUGUCAUUGGAGGGCUCAGCUCUGAAGCUUCCAUCCAGGUAGCCUCCAUCUUAGACUUCUACAAAAUCCCACAGCUCAAUUAUGGCUCAAGUCACCCAGUGCUGAGUGAUAAAACCCAGUUUCCUUUUUUAUACCAAAUGGUACUCCACAAAACUGCUCAAUUGGAAGGGUUUGUGCACUUAAUACAGUAUUUCAGGUGGAUGUGGAUUGGCCUCAUAGUUGCAGAUGAUGAAAACGGAGAAGAGUUUGAGCAAAGCUUUAAAUCAGUACUCAGUAGGAACGGCAUCUGUGUUGCAUUCACAAACAAGGUUCCUUCAAUCCUUUUCCCGGGAUUUGAUAAAUCAAAAUCUACACAGAGUUUAAUUUUCCUUCAAGAUGCUCUGGCAGGGCUCACUACAACAAAAGCCAAUGUGAUUGUUGCAUACGGAGACACUUAUUCCUUAUAUGGUAUACAAGCUCAGCUAAUGAUUCAUGAAAGAUCUAUGAAAACCAACAUAGACAAGGUGUGGAUCACAACUUCCCAGUGGGAUUUUACCACAAGCAUUUUUCUGAAGGACUGGGAUGUCAAAUACUUCCAUGGUUCUUUGUCUAUAGCAAUCCACAAAAACAACGUGCCUGGAUUUCAGCGUUUUAUUGAGACCCUAAAUCCUUUUCAGUAUCAAGAUACACUUUUUUUCAAAAUAUUUUGGCAUGAUGCAUUUGGGUGUACAAUUCCAAAUCGCUAUGGCACCGAAUUCAAAGACACAUAUUGUACCGGGGAAGAAAAACUGGAGAGUCUUCCAGAGACUGUGUUUGAAAGGAGCAUGUCUAGCCAGAGCUACAGUAUCUAUAAUGCAGUCUACUCCUUGGCACAUGCUUUGCAUUAUCUUCACUCACUGAGGAAAACUGUGAGGAUAGAAAUACUUAAAUCUGGUGAUGAUGACCCUCAGAUGUCGCUGCCAAGGGAGACAUUGCCCGAUUCAAUAUGCACUGAGAGAUGCUACCCUGGAUCCAACAGAAAAGUUCGCGAGGGAGAACCAUCCUGCUGCUAUGAUUGUUUCCAAUGUCCAGAAGGAGCAAUUUCAAAUGAGAGUGAUGCAUAUCAAUGUGACAAGUGCCCAGAAGAAGAACAUCCAAACAAGAAUCAAAGCCAAUGUAUUCCUAAAGCAAUAACUUUUCUAGCCUAUGAUGAACCGUUAGGGAUUAGUUUGUCAGUUGCUGCGUUUUCUUUUUGUCUAAUCACAACACUGGUGCUUGGAACUUUUAUUAAAUACCGAAACACACCCAUUGUCAAAGCCAAUAAUCAGAAUCUUACCUUCCUUCUUCUAAACUCCCUCUUGCUUUGCUUCCUUAGUUCCUUCCUGUUCAUUGGGCAACCCAACAAGAUGACCUGCCUUCUUCGACAAGUUGCCUUUGGCAAUGUCUUUUCUUUUGCACUUUCUUGUGUCUUGGCCAAAACUAUCACUGUGAUUUUAGCAUUCAUGGCUACAAAUCCAGGGAACAAUAUGAGGAAAUGGUUGGGGAAAACUCUCUCCGGCUACAUUAUCUUUGCCUGCUCUCUUAUUCAAAUUGGCAUCUGUACUGUCUGGCUCAGUACUUUCCCACCAUUCCCAGACCUUAACAAGUUUGCAGAGCCAGAACAAAUCAUAGUUGAAUGCAAUGAGGGCUCAAGUACCAUGUUUUACAUUGUCUUUGGUUACAUGGGCUCUCAGGCCAGUGUCAGCUUCAUGGCGGCCUUUCUAGCCAGGAAGCUGCCUGACACUUUCAAUGAGGCCAAGUUUAUCACCUUCAGCAUGCUGGUGUUCUGCAGUGUCUGGGUCUCCUUUCUUCCAACCUACCUGAGCACCAAGGGGAAACACAUGGUGGCUGUGGAGAUCUUCUCUAUCUUGGCUUCCAGUGCUGGGUUACUGGGUUGUAUUUUUGCCCCUAAAAUGUACAUUAUUUUUCUGAGGCCAGGCAUGAACACCAGAGACCAGUUCUUUAAGAAAAAAAGAUGA